AUGGCUUUGAACUCAGGAUUACCACCAGGUGUUGCGCCUUACUACGAAAACCAUGGGUACCAGCCGGAAAACCUGUACCCGCCACGACCUCCUGUGGACCCCAGUGCCUACGCAGUGUAUCCAGCUCCCUACUACCCGCCCACCGUGCCCCAGUACGCCCCCAGGGUCCUGACAAACACCUCGACACCCGCUGUCCACACGCAGCCCAAGUCCCCAUCAAGGAGACUGUGCACUUCAAAGACGAAGAAGGUGCUGUGCAUCGCCGUGGCCCUGCUGGCCGUGCUCGCCGGCGCGGUGGCUGCCGCGCUCCUGCUCUGGAAGUUCACGGAGAACAGGUGCCUGGUGUCCGGGAUGGAGUGUGGCUCCUCGGGGACCUGUGUCAGCGCCUCCCUCUGGUGUGACGGGAUCCUGCACUGUCCCAGCGGGGAGGACGAGAACCAGUGCGUGCGCCUCUACGGCCCCAACUUCAUCCUGCAGGUGUACUCGUCCCAGAGGAAGUCCUGGCACCCCGUGUGCCAUGACGACUGGAGUGAGAGCUACGGGCGGGCAGCGUGCCAGGACAUGGGCUACCGGAACAGCUUUUACUCCAGCCAGGGCAUAGCGGACGACAGCGGGGCCACCAGCUUCAUGAAGCUGAACAUCAGCGCGGGCAACACCGACCUCUACAAGAAGCUCUACCACAGCGACGUCUGUUCUUCAAAAACAGUGGUUUCCUUACGCUGUAUAGAGUGCGGGGUGAACUCGAAGAUGGGCCGGCAGAGCCGGAUCGUGGGCGGGUCGAGCGCCGCCCCGGGGGACUGGCCCUGGCAGGUCAGCCUGCACGUGCAGGGCGUGCACGUCUGCGGAGGCUCCAUCAUCACCCCCGAGUGGAUCGUGACGGCCGCCCACUGCGUGGAGGAGCCCCUGAACCACCCCCGGAACUGGAUGGCCUUCGCGGGAAUCCUGAGGCAGUCGGCCAUGUUCUACGGAAACGCCCACCGCGUGAGCAAGGUGAUCUCCCACCCGCACUACGACUCCAAGACCAAGAACAACGACAUCGCGCUGAUGAAGCUGCAGACGCCGCUGAGCUUCAACGACAACGUGAGGCCGGUGUGCCUGCCCAACCCCGGCCUGAUGCUGGAGCCCAGGCAGGCCUGCUGGAUCUCCGGCUGGGGGGCCACCUACGAGAAAGGGAAAACGUCGGACGUGCUGAACGCGGCAAGGGUGCUCCUCAUCGAGCCGGCGCAGUGCAACAGCAGAUUUGUCUACAACAACCUGGUCACGCCCGCCAUGCUGUGCGCCGGCUACCUGGGCGGCAGCGUGGACUCCUGCCAGGGCGACAGCGGCGGCCCCCUGGUCACGUUGAAAAGCAGCAUCUGGUGGCUGAUCGGGGACACCAGCUGGGGGUCCGGCUGCGCCAAGGCGAACAGGCCGGGCGUGUACGGGAACGUGACGAUGUUUACAGACUGGAUCUACCGGCAAAUGAAGGCAAACAGCUGA
Messenger RNA from Pipistrellus nathusii (Nathusius's pipistrelle), 1479 nucleotides. Lineage: Eukaryota; Metazoa; Chordata; Mammalia; Chiroptera; Vespertilionidae. The record is from the annotation of a GenBank genome assembly.